Molecule: messenger RNA, 453 nt
Organism: Daucus carota subsp. sativus
Lineage: Eukaryota; Viridiplantae; Streptophyta; Magnoliopsida; Apiales; Apiaceae
Product: zinc finger A20 and AN1 domain-containing stress-associated protein 5-like
Exons: 1
Coding region: 1-453 (150 amino acids)
Biological process (GO): protein ubiquitination
Molecular function (GO): ubiquitin-protein transferase activity; zinc ion binding
Source: RefSeq, a predicted model, not a curated record
AUGGCACACAACACCGAGAACGAAGAAACCGAAUUCAAAGCCGUACCUGAAUCGCGAAAGGUCUGCAUCAGCUGCGGCGUCGCCGGAAUCUCCGCCGCGAACAUCUGCCAGGUCUGCUUCAACGCGACGGCCACCGCCUCUUCUUCUACCAUCAAACCUCGUAGAUCGGCCUCGAUCAAGUCGCCGGAGGAGAUCAGAUCGGAUCAGACAACGAAGAACGCGGACGAAAAAGGCGAUCCGAUCGCGCCGGUGAAAAAGGAGGUCAAUCGGUGCUCAGGCUGCCGGAGAAAGGUCGGUUUGACCGGAAUUCGAUGCCGCUGCGGCGAGCUGUUUUGUCCGGCUCAUCGAUACUCCGAUCGACACGAUUGUAGUUACGAUUAUAAAGCCGCCGGAAGAGACGCGAUUUCCCGGGAAAAUCCGGUGGUUAAAGCUGCCAAGAUCCUUAGAAUAUGA